Molecule: messenger RNA, 546 nt
Organism: Pocillopora damicornis (cauliflower coral)
Lineage: Eukaryota; Metazoa; Cnidaria; Anthozoa; Scleractinia; Pocilloporidae
Product: polycystin-1-like protein 2
Biological process (GO): detection of mechanical stimulus
Cellular component (GO): membrane
Molecular function (GO): calcium channel activity; protein binding; calcium ion binding
Source: RefSeq, a predicted model, not a curated record
AUGGAGUUAGCUGCCUCGGAGUCAGCAUUAGGAACGAUAGUCAGUCAAGGGACGACGGAAUGGACGAUAGACAAACGAUCCUUACCUGCUGGUAUCUAUCAAGUCAAAUUCAAUGCUACACUCGCAGUUGGAGAUCCAGCAUCCCCAAAAAUUCUCAACGCCUUUGAUUAUGGCUUCAUCGAGGUUAUUGCGGCUCCCUUGCGAGCCAUUCUUGAUGGGGGAAGCAAUGUAAGGUGGGGGUCCAAGCAAAACGUCACUGUGAAUGGCUCUUUAAGUUACGACGCAGACAUUGGCCCUGGAAUACAUACCGGGCUCAAUUUCAGUUGGUCCUGUCGGAGUAACACUUCUGUAAGCAACACUUGCUUCGAUUCUUUUCUAAACGAAGGAGACUUAAACCGUACAAUCAUAACUGUUGAUCCAAGUAAACUUGAAAUCGACAGGACCUUCUUCCUAAAGCUGAAUGUGACUAAGGAUGUGAGAAGUUCCUCUGCUGAAAUGUCCUUUACAAUAGCCGCUGGAGAGGUUCCUCAGGUGACCCUUAGGUAA